Molecule: messenger RNA, 1137 nt
Organism: Gastrolobium bilobum
Lineage: Eukaryota; Viridiplantae; Streptophyta; Magnoliopsida; Fabales; Fabaceae
Product: transcription factor bHLH18-like
Exons: 4
Coding region: 1-1137 (378 amino acids)
Molecular function (GO): protein dimerization activity
Source: RefSeq, a predicted model, not a curated record
AUGAAGGAGGAACUAAAAACACCUAUGGACGCAUCGGCAGCUAGCUGGUUAUCUGAUUUGGAAAUGGAUGAUUACAAUUUAUUUCCUGAGGAAUGCCCUUUGAACUUGCUUGAUGUUGAUGAUGAAGAGUUCCUUUCACAUGACAUAGCAAGUGCCUUAGAGGGAAAGGCCCUGCAACAAUCUUUAUCUCCUGAGUGCACUUCCAUAACUCUGAGCAACUCAUCAACUGAUGAAACCAGUUUUGACUUUGAGAGACCAACUAAGGUGUUGAAAACAAUUAGCACAAGUUGUAACUCAUCAAGCAUCACUGAAAACUUUUCAUCAAAACUUUCCCCAUCACCGUCCAUAUCUUCCUUUCAGUCACAGAUUCUGUCUUUUGACAACUCAAACGCAUCCCCUGCUAACACCACCCAGUUUUAUGGGUUUGACUGUGCCUUAAACCCAAAUCAGAACGAUGUGGUUUCAGUGUCACUUUCCCAAUUGGGAAAUAAGCAUUUCCCAACUCAAACCCCAAACGGGUCCUCAAAAAAUCAAAACUUUGAAACAAAAACCUCACAAACUAAGAGGUCUCCACUUCACGCUCAGGAUCACAUCAUGGCUGAGAGAAAGCGAAGAGAGAAGCUCAGCCAAAGCUUCAUUGCUCUUGCAGCUCUUGUUCCUGGCCUAAAAAAGAUGGACAAGGCUUCGGUAUUAGGAGACGCUAUCAAAUAUGUGAAAGAGCUUAAGGAGCGUUUAGCAGUUCUAGAAGAACAGGGUAAGAAAACGAGGGUAGAGUCUGUAAUGGUUCUGAACAAACCAGAACUCAGUGGUGAUGAUGAUUCCUCCUCAUGUGAUGAGAGCGUUGAUGCUGCUGGUGCCACUGAAUCACUCCUCCAAGUUGAAGCAAGAGUUUCAGGGCAAGAGAUGCUGAUUAGGAUCCACAGCCAGAAACAAAAGGGUCUUCUGGUCAAAAUACUGGCCGAGAUUCAAAACCUUCACCUAUUCGUCAUCAAUAGCAAUGUCUUACCUUUUGGAAAAUCUAUAAUUGACAUAACCAUCAUUGCUCAGAUGGGGGAUGGUUACAACUUGACCAUUAAGGGACUUGUCAAGAAUCUACGCGCGGCAAUAUGUAAAUUUAUGUCACAGCAUGUGGCGUGA